This is a messenger RNA of Charadrius vociferus (killdeer), 4700 nucleotides long. RefSeq names its product additional sex combs like transcriptional regulator 2 (gene ASXL2). The transcript is spliced from 16 exons. Gene Ontology annotation, biological process: animal organ morphogenesis; positive regulation of transcription by RNA polymerase II. Lineage: Eukaryota; Metazoa; Chordata; Aves; Charadriiformes; Charadriidae. The record is from RefSeq and is a predicted model, not a curated record. Gene Ontology annotation, cellular component: PR-DUB complex. Gene Ontology annotation, molecular function: DNA binding; peroxisome proliferator activated receptor binding; chromatin binding.
AUGGGUGAGAGGGGACAAGCCAUCGGGCCACUCUGGCGGUCUGAAACCUGUCCCAGGCAGCAGCACGCGAAGGUGCCAGGACAUCGCUCCGUGUUCCUGAGAGAUUCAGCUUUCAGCAAUUCGAUUGAGGGAAGGGCGGUCUUCUCCCCAUCCCCUCUAACAUUGUCCUCUGUCAUGUUCUUCAUUGUUGCCACCAUCUUCCCUUCCCUACCUGUGCCCCAUAACACCUUCUGCCUCUCCGAAAUCUCGGUCCCCUUCUCCCCCACUCCAGCAGCUGGCUUGUGGGCGAUUUUGGAAGCUGACACGGGAGACAAAGCUCAAGAGCUGAUGGUGUCUCCUUCCCCCGGUUUGCCCCCGGCCAUGGAGCACCACGUCAAAGGGUGGAUGUGCUCCACACUGGUCACCCAUGGCAUGCGUUGGUCCCCAUCUGUGUCAUGGCAAAGGCCGGGGCCAGGUCCAGUCCUGGAGAAAUAUCCUAAUACACCUAUGAGCCAUAAGGAGAUCCUUCAAGUCAUCCAGAAAGAAGGACUGAAAGAAAUCAGGUGAGUUAAUGGGACCUCUCCUCUUGCAUGCCUGAAUGCUAUGUUACAUACAAACUCCCGAGGGGAAGAGGGCAUUUUCUAUAAGGUCCCGGGGCGCAUGGGAGUCUACACUCUGAAGAAGGAUGUUCCAGACGGGUUGAAGGAGCUCUCGGAUGGCUCAGAGGAGAGCAGCGAUGCCCAGUCCGACUCUCAGAGCUCCGAGAACUGCAGCAGCAGCAGCAGCAGCAGCGACGGGUGCAGUAACAAAGAUGGGAAGAAAAGCAGAUGGAAAAGGAAAGUGUCAUCUAGACUGUCGCAGACAUCCUCCCCGCAGUCAGGCUGCCCGUCACCUUCCAUCCAGACAGGCAAAGUCAUCUCCUCAUCCCAGAAGCACAGCAAGAAGGCACUCAAACAGGCCUUGAAACAGCAGCAGCAAAAGCAACAGCAGCAGCAAUGCAGAGCCGGCAUGCCCGUGUCCUCUAAUCAGCACGUCCUUCUGAAGGCUGUCAAGGCAGCCAGUGACUCCACACCAAAACUCCCAGCAACUUGGGAAGGCAAGCAGUCAGAUGGACAGUCAAGCAGCCCUCAGAACUCCACCUCCAGUUCCUCUCCUUCUGUUAAGCUUGAUAACUCCUUGCCAGGGCUGGGGAAGAAACCAUUCCAGAGAUCUGACAGGCUCCAUGCAAGGCAGCUGAAGAGAACAAAAUGUGCUGAAAUUGAUGUGGAAACUCCCGACUCCAUCCUCGUGAACACAAACCUGCGGGCGCUGAUCAACAAGCACACGUUCUCUGUUCUGCCUACAGAAUGCCAGCAGAGCCUGCUGCUGCUGCUGCCGGAGGUGGACAGGCAGGUUGGGGCGGAUGGUUUGAUGAAGCUGAGUGGCUCUGCGCUCAACAACGAGUUCUUCACUUCAGCUGCCCAAGGCUGGAAGGAGCGGUUGUCAGAAGGUGAGUUUACACCAGAAAUGCAGCUAAGAAUACGGCAAGAAAUAGAAAAGGAAAAGAAAGUGGAGCUGUGGAAGGAACAUUUUUUCGAGAGCUACUAUGGUCAGAGUUCUGGACUAAGUCCUGAAGAGUCCAAGAGACUGACAGCAAACACCAGCCCUGUCGAGACAGAGACUGAACAUCCAGCACCUGAACAGCCAAAAUGCACGCCAGCCUCUCUGGCACCGCUCAAAGAGGAGACUACUUCUCCCGUAGAGUCUAAAGCACAAGCAGUCCAGGAAGCGCCAACAAUGAAAAAAGGAGGAGAGGAAAGAAGAGAGGACACGCAGCCCAAAGCAGCCAAACCUGCCGAGGCCGCGGUUUCCCCGGAUGGGUGUGCGGUGAAACCUGGCGACCGUCCUCUCCCUAUAAAAGAAAGACCCCCAGGAGAAUCCGUUCCGGAGAAACCACAAACGGCUGUUAGUCAAAAGCCUGAAGAAGAGAGAAAGCACGCUGCGUCAAAGGAAGUGCUGGGGAAAGAGACUGUCGGUACCUCAGCUUUGGCCCCGAGUAAACCAAAGAGCCCCGAAGCAGCUGAAGUAGUAGCAAACGUGAAAAGUGCAGUGAUUGCUCCAGAAACACCAGAAAAGAAGCCCCCUGUAAAUGAAGCAAUGGAAGUCAGUGUUGAAGCCCAUAAGAGGAAGUCAGAGAGUCAUGAAGAAGCUCCGACCACUCCUGAAAAAAAGCCACGCAUGAUGGAGAACUGCCAGCACCGCCAGGCGUUUCGGGCCCAGCCCCAGUCCUUUCCUGCAGCGGGGACCCCGGUGCCACGGGUGCCCCCACUCAAGAUCCCCGUUUCCAGAAUCUCCCCGAUGCCAUUUCCUGCGGGCCAGGUCUCUCCCAGGGCACGUUUCCCCAUCUCACUCACCAGUCCGGGAAGAACAGGGGCCAGAACUUUGGCAGACAUCAAGGCAAAAGCCCACGGAACCAACGAAACUGGAAUUCGAGGAAACGCACUGGAACUGGCAGGAACUGGAAGCGGGGGAAGUUCGAGAAGGUUUCUUCCCCAUUGUCCAGGGACACGUUCCCAAAUGGAGACCCCGGCCCCGGGCCAGGCACCGCCUCACGAUCCUUCUAGAGCACAACUACAGCAAACUUCCACGCUGCAACCCAGAACUCCAUCCAGCAACACAGGCACCAGCUCCUCCUCAGCAGCGCUGUCGGCAUUAGAGAAAACCAACAGAAUGAAACAGAGCCCCCCCAGUAUGACCGUAAGUCAGGUUUCAGGCUCCCCGUAUGCUGGUAGCAGUGACAAACAAGAGAAAGCACCUUCUGCUGCGGCAGGUCCAAGCCCGGCCUGCGGGGCGUCAGCUGUCAGGGAUGGAACAGUCUGUGUCGCGGUGUCCACAGCAGAGACCGGCACAAAUGUAACUAAGGUAGCACCUACGGCCUUAGGAGGCACCAGCUUAGAUGUUUCUAAAAGCAAAUCUCCUUCCUCGCCGGUGUCUUCACUGACAUCCACGAGCUCGGAAGCCCAGGCUGGAGGGGUGGUCACAUCUGCCACAUCUGUCCCACCCUCUAACACCUCCUCGGUAGCGCCUAGCCUUAAAACUCACGCAACUUCAAGCUCAAGCGGGGCCCUCCCAAAACCAAGCUCCAGUAUUCCCGCGAACAACCCUUUGGUCACCCAACUUCUUCAAGGCAAGAAUGUCCCUCUGGAGCAAAUCCUGCCGAAGCCUCUCACCAAAGCCGAGAUGAAAACUGUCCCUUUAGCUUCUCAUGAAGAAAACUGGGCAGCAGCAGCAUCCAGUGCUCCAAGCGUAGCAGGGAACAGCACUGGAGCCGAGGGUGGGGAAAGACAAUCGAGUUUACCCACACAACAGCUUGGGAAGGUCUUUUGCCAGAACAGGCCUCUGCCUCACAUUCCAAGGACCUUUCCGCUCCCCUCGGGGAAGGACCCCAGUCCUGACCAGCAGCAGUGCCACGAGGGGCUCAGCAAAACAACCCAAGAGCAGAUCCUUCAGACUCUUAUCAAGAGGGUCCAGAGGCAGAACUUGUUGCCAGUCCUUCAGCCUUCACAACUGAACCUCACUCACUCAGGUUUCCAGUUAGAAAACAGCUCCACCAGUCAGCGAUUUAUGCUGGGUUUCAUGGGCAGAAGGACAUCCAAGCCUGCGAUGUCUGGUCAUUAUCUGCUCAACAUUUCCACCUAUGGCCGCGGUUCAGAGAGUUUGAGGAGAGGCUUCUCCUUGAACCCUGAAAACCGCCUGUGUCUGAACAGUCCUGCUGAUGCUCCAAAAGCAGAAUUUGGGGAAGGUGAGGAGAUGGCUGGCCAUGGCAGCAGCAGCGAUGAAGGAGAUGCAGAUGAUGAGAGUACUGGUGAUGAACGUGAACAUAUCAGUGUAAAAGAGGAGCCCCAGGCUGCCCAGGCUUCUGGUCAGUGUGAAAAAGAACAGGUAUCACAUAGCAUGAGUUCGUCGGAUUACAGCACCCUUGCUAAAAAGGGUGUAAAGACAGAAGGAGCCACGUCUCAGCAGGCAGCAGGCAGCAAGGAGAACGUCCAGGCAUUUGACGGAACUACGCUAGCACGAGAUUUUAUUCAAGCCGCUCAAGAGCAAAUGGCACAUGCAAUGAGGGGGAAAACGCACAGCAAUCCGGAGCCUUUCAGUGCUGCCGUACCGUCCUCGGACUCUGCCCAGCAGCAGCCUCCGCUGCUCUCUCCUUCGCAGCCUCCAAAGCUGUCUGGAGGUGCUGCAGCACAGCUCCUUGGGCCCAGUUACAGUGGGACAAUAAACGUCUCCACCUCCCCGGACGUGAACCAAGGGUCUCUUAUGAGCGGGCUGUCUGAAUGCAAUCAGUUGUCCAGUAGCAUGGGGAACGUCAUGUCCUUCUCUGUGACUGUAACCACCAUUCCCACCAGCCAAGCUAUGAACUCCAGCAGCCACAGUCAGAGCAUCCCCGUUCAGGCCUUCGCUGAAGACAACAGCAUGGAGGAUUCUCCUUCCAAAUGUUACUGCAGGUUGAAAGCCAUGAUCAUGUGCAAGGGCUGCGGUGCCUUCUGCCAUGAUGACUGCAUUGGCCCCUCUAAGCUCUGUGUCUCCUGCCUCGUGGUGCGGUAACCGGGAGGGGAAGUGGGGAAGAGGACGGCUUGGUUUUGGUUUUGCUUUGGGAAGUACAAUGGGAAGAAACAGGAAAAUUACUGCCUUGCACAAGAGACACGUUACUGAAUCAGGAAUACAGAGUAGAGUUCUUCUUU